This is a messenger RNA of Pristis pectinata (smalltooth sawfish), 4224 nucleotides long. It is a transcript of the gene tmem74b, whose product is annotated as transmembrane protein 74B. The record is from RefSeq and is a predicted model, not a curated record. Bases 505 to 1257 code for a protein of 250 amino acids. The transcript has 2 exons. Lineage: Eukaryota; Metazoa; Chordata; Chondrichthyes; Rhinopristiformes; Pristidae.
CCCAACUCAGAUUGAACCGUGGGAAUCUCACGGAGGAGGAGGAAGCGGAGCCCACAUGCUGAAUAAAUCAGCAAUGCAUGACACGCAAACUCUGGCCGGGGUGGGGGGCGGGAGCUACGGAGAACGUGAAAUGUUCCGAAUAAUCCCCGGGGACUUUACAGCGUUUACUUGAUCUUCCAAGAACCUCAUUGCGAGCCCUAGUGUUGGCAGGUGGCUGAGGAUUCGGCGGCUUGCGUUGGAGGAUGUAGUUCGGAGAGUCGAAGCAGUUAAAGAAUAAUCGGGGAGGAGAGGUACCCUUGGAAGCAGGAGUCAGCAGAUUGCUUCUAAAUGUGACUUACACCGCGGGCGGACAGCGCCCGGCGUCCAACAGAACUGCGAGUUCCGGAGACUAGCAUCUUGCAGGAGCCCGCGUCGGUGUGUGACAGAUUAAGGACGAGCAAUCGCAUUUAGAGUUGCAGGGUGGCUGUCAAGCAUCGCUGGGAUGUACACGGCAACCGAUUUCCAAUGGCGUCUGCGGAAUGCUAUUCCCGUCUGGAAGUGAGGGACAACGACCUCGAGCUCACCAGCCACGGCUCCCGGCCCCAGCUGACGGUGAACGGCGACGCGGGCGCGCCCUGCACCCGCAAGCUUUCAGCACCGCGGUCAGCUCCAGCGCCCAGCGGCGACCCGCUGCCCCGCGACCAGGAGCAGGAGACUUCCUUCAUUUCCCGGGUGGACCAACUGAGCGCCAAUAGGUGCUCGGCCAGGCCAGGGGUCGUGCCCACCCACUGCGGCCGGGAGAGACCCCACGAGACGUCGCCUCGCUCCGAGGAGGAGCCCGAACCCGAGGCAAACGGACAGUCAGUUGACUAUGGCUUCAUGGUGGCGCUGGUUUUUCUGGUGGCCGGCAUCACCCUGGUGGUUAUCGCCUACGCCAUUCCGAGGGAGUCCAAAGUGGAUCCGGACACGGUGACAGCCCGGGAGAUGGAGAGGCUGGAGUUACAUUACGCCCUCUUGGGCUCUCACCUGGACAAGUGCAUCAUCGCUGGGCUGGGUCUGCUGACUCUGGGAGGCAUGCUCCUCUCCCUGCUGCUCAUGGUCUCCAUCUGCAAAGGCGAUCUGUACGGCAGGAGGAACUUCAUGGUGACUGGCAGAGCCAGGAAGACCUACGGGUCCAUAAACCUGAGAAUGAAGCCAUUGGACGGCGAAGGUCAUCAGUCCUUGGUGGAGUCGGAGGUGAUCCAGGUGUCCGAGAACCUCAGCCAGACCGGCUCCUGAAGAAGCACGGAGCUCAUCUACUCCCGACCAACUCUUAGUUCCUUCAAACCUCCCUAAUUAAGAGAGUAUUUAAAUGCAUGUAUUUAUUAUACUUUUUUUGUGAUGCAAUGAAACAUAACAAACUCGGGGCUUGCUCUGUGAACCUCGCGGCCAAACUACGACAUUCACCAAACGAUGAAAAUCAUCAUCAAUCCAAUGGAUCCAGUCCUUCGUCGGGCAGAGAUGGCGUUAAAUUCAUGUCAUGUCUCGUGAAAUUUAAAGAGGACGGUAGUUGGGGAGGGAGUGGGAGAGGGGUCGGUGGUUGGGUGGGAAUCACCCUUGCAGAUUGGAGUGAAUCUGUGCAGACCUCAGUGGGUCUGCUGCUAAAACGUGUAAUAUAUUACGACGCAUUGCAUCAUCUACAGGGUCCCAAACAUAUUCAUAGAAUUGUUAGCACACAAGAGGCUAUUCAGACUGUCGAGACCAAGCCAGCAAUUUUCUACGGGAUAGUUACCAGAAGGAUUUGAUCCCACACUAGUUUAAACACAUACAGAUUGAUCACAGACCCUUGGAUCACAGACAGAUUGUAGCUCACACAUUCUGAUCACAGAAAUAUAAACACAUAUGUUUCUGUAAACCUUUCAUGACUUUAGGAUGCCUCAGAGAGCUUUACAACUAACUACUUCCUGAACUAUACUCACUAUUAUAGCACUGUGGCAACUUGCCCACAAAGUGAGCUCCCACAAACAACAACAUGAUAAUAAUUACUGCUUACCAAGGGAUAAGCAUUGUCCAAGUUACAGGAAUCACUCCCUUGUUAUUCAUGAGACUGAGAAAGGGAUGAGCCUCAGCUUAGCCAAAAAUGGCAUCUCAAACAGUUUCACAUCCCUCAGUUCUCUACCAAGUGCAUCUGUCCAUCUUUUGUUCUCAGGUCUCUGGAGUUGGCCAGAAGUCCCUCAUGUACUGACCCAGGCCUGAGGUACAAUACCUUGUGCACACUAGAUCCCACACAAUCUGCACUUCACACAUUGGUUCCCACCGCAAUGACAUCCUGUACAGACUGUUUCCACAACAACUUUUUCAGCGAGCAGGAUCCAGCAUUAUCUGGAUCUAACCCAGACUGAACUACUACAUCCCUGGGACUUCAGCAAAAUUUUACUGAUGGCCCUACUGAGAAUGUGGUUGAGUGUGUUAUGUUACAGUGCCACACAAGUGCUUUAUUUAAAUGUUAAAUAAUCAACGUUCUAAUCCCAGUACCUGUAGUUGCCAGCCAAGGGGUUAAGCAGACUUUUCUAAUCUUUUAGGUCGACUGGGACAAAAGCUUGAACUCACUUUACAGUAUUUUAAGGAGAGCUUUUCAGAUAGUAAUGUUGUGAACUCAAAUGGAACAACAAAUGUGAACUCUGCUGCUAUAGAGGUCAAUUUCUUUGGGAAUUCUCCUAUCAGUAAUGUAUUACUGGCAUAGUAAUAGGGUUUUUAGGGUCCCUAUAGGAUCUAAUAAUAGGGUCUUUAGGGUCAGAGUAAUAGACCUUUUUAGGUCUCAAAAACCUUAGGAAUGUUGCAUUAGCUGCAUUAAUGCUGCAUUUCUAGGGAUUAUGCAGUCUAUCUGCUGAAGUUGCACUGAAUGGGUGGGAUUACCUCCAUAGAAAUUUACCCCCACUCAGUCAUUCUGAUCAGGUUGAGUUCCCAGCCUCGCUGCUAUUAGAGUAGAAGUAAUUCAAAAAUGUACCAGAUAAGUGUUUUUCUGUCAAUUCCAGCAUUUUAUUGCUUAUGGCUACUUGCCCUUGAGGAAGCUAGUGGUGAAAUGCCUCCUUAGGCUGCUGUAGCUUUGCAGGAGGAAAGUUCUCCCACAGUGCUACAAGGUCAGAAGUUGCAGGACUUUGAGAAAGCAGCAGCAAAGGAAAUGAUGGGCACUUAGUGCAUCCUUGCAGACUUUCCUGGAAGAUUCUUACAGUCCACCCAUUCUCAGUUGCUGAAACAAGUCUGAACCUUUUGUCUUUGCGAUUGGACACAGAAUCCAUUUCAUGUAUCGAGAAAGUAGCUUGUGUGAAUUUCACUAGAUUAGAACUGACCACCGUAUUUCCAUACCUAAAGAAUGGUGCUUAAUUUACCUUUACUGUACUUUUUGCAGGACCAUACAUCAGGCAUCUCAUAGCUUAGAACUCUUUUGUCUCUUCCCUGUAGGGUGCCUGGCCUUAAAAGUCAUACUGCAAAUGGAUCAAUUGUUCUUGGGUAGGAAAGGGAGGGGAAAAAAAUCAUCCAAUUACCAUCUCAGGAAAUCGUACCUGAAAGGGCAGUUCUAGUGCCAACAUUCAUUCCCUCACACAUAAGAAGUAACCCCUAUACCCAGCAGUUAGCAUUCUAGAGAGGAGAAAGAAAAAAAUGGGAAAUUCAAACAAGUAUGGAUAAGAUUGGCAGCCUUUGCAACAUGUACCCAACAGUGUCUUGAUCCUAUUGAAUAAAAUAUACAGCACCUCUCAAGGUCAAAACAUUUCAAAAGGAAUACUGUACAUAUUUAAUAUGUUCAGAAAUCCUUGGGUCAGGAUAUAUAUAUAUUGCAUAAUAUAUAUAUAUUGUCUCUAAAUUAUGCAAUUAGCCUGAGGCCCUCUUGUUGUUAUAACAGCUUCACUGUAUUCUGGACGGUACCAAAACAUAUUGCUGUACAUACAGUCCAUUACAUAUAUAUUAUAUAAAACUGACUGUUAGCAGGUAGGAGACAGUUUUUUUUAAACUUUUUUAAUGGUGCAAUAUUUCAGAUGUGUAAAUUAAUUUCUCAAGCACACUUUGCUGGUGGGGAAUGUAGCGUUCUCAGAAGAGGCAGUAAGCUUUUGAUAAAACACUACAGCACCUGAAUUGCAGGUUUUAUUAUGAUGCUUGAAAAAUUGAUGAGAUGUUUCAAAAUUUAUUCAUAUGUUUGGUGGCAAUUCUCAGCGUAAUCACUUUUUAAUCAUUUUUUAAUCAUAAUGUAAUCAGUUUUCUGCUAUGCCU